Peronospora matthiolae is the source of this 444-nucleotide messenger RNA. Lineage: Eukaryota; Oomycota; Peronosporomycetes; Peronosporales; Peronosporaceae. The record is from the annotation of a GenBank genome assembly.
AUGGUUGGCCUAGGGCCGAGUGAUCAAGGACGUGAUUCCUUUGAUGUGUGUAUGGUGGCACGUGAAACUACACCGAGUGCGGUCGGCCGUGAGAGCACCGCACUGAAUGUCGGUAAUGACAUUGUUGGCGAUACGCCGUAUAGUGUGGGCGGCCGUGAGGGCACCACACCUAAUGUCAGUAAUGACAUUGUUGGCGAUACGCCGUAUAGUGUGGGCGGCCGUGAGGGCACCACAUCUAAUGACAGUAAUGACAUUGUUGGCGAUACGCCGUAUAGUGUGGACGGCCGUGAGGGCACCACGCUUAACGCCGGUAAUGGCGUUGUUGGCGAUUCGCCAUAUGGUGUGGGCGGCCGUGAGGGCACCACACCUAAUGUCGGUCAAGACAAAAGCUCUCGUAUAGAGCGUCUCGAAGAGACAAUCGAGACGCCGGAUAGCAACUUUUAA